Molecule: messenger RNA, 648 nt
Organism: Miscanthus lutarioriparius
Lineage: Eukaryota; Viridiplantae; Streptophyta; Magnoliopsida; Poales; Poaceae
Source: the annotation of a GenBank genome assembly
AUGGAGCUGCUGCCGCUCUCCCCUCCGCGCGCCCACGCCGGCUUCCUCACCUGCAGCUCCACUCCCGUCGUCCUCGGGCUCCGCUCCCACUCCGCCGCCGCCGCUCCAAGCCGGCGCGCGCGGCCGCUGCUCGCCCGCAGGAACCGGAACAGCCGGAGCGACGAGGAGACCGCGGCGGAGCCCAAGGUCAUCACGCUCGGGCGGCCGGGGAAGAGCCGGCGACGCCGCAGCAGGAAGCAGCAGACGCCGCCGAAGGAAGAAGCAGACGACAAUGAGGAGGAGGAGGAGGAGGACGAGGACGAGGACGAGGACGAGCGCGACGCAACGAUCCCGGAGGUGGUGACGAACCGGAUGAUGCGGCGUGUGGGCGCGUCGGUGGGCCUGCCGCUGGCGCUGGGCGUGGGGUUCUUCCCGGUGUUCUACUACCUGAAGGCGGUGGCGAAGGUGGACGUGCCGACGUGGAUCCCCUUCGGCGUGUCGUUCGUCUUCUUCGGCGCGGCGCUGGCCGGGGUGAGCUACGGCAUCGUGUCCGCGAGCUGGGACCCCGCCCGGGAGGGCUCCCUGCUCGGCUGGAACGAGGCGCGCCGCAACUGGCCCGUCUUCUGGGACUCGCUCCGGGGACGCUCCUCCCCGCCUCGCCGGGGCUAG